This is a messenger RNA of Thrips palmi, 3377 nucleotides long. Its product is annotated as lymphocyte-specific helicase-like. NCBI's taxonomy places the organism in Eukaryota, Metazoa, Arthropoda, Insecta, Thysanoptera, Thripidae. Gene Ontology annotation, biological process: negative regulation of gene expression via chromosomal CpG island methylation; lymphocyte proliferation; DNA methylation-dependent constitutive heterochromatin formation. Bases 16 to 3027 code for a protein of 1003 amino acids. The transcript is spliced from 16 exons. The record is from RefSeq and is a predicted model, not a curated record. Gene Ontology annotation, cellular component: nucleus; pericentric heterochromatin. Gene Ontology annotation, molecular function: chromatin binding; ATP binding; ATP-dependent chromatin remodeler activity.
GUAACGAGAGUCGCAAUGCUCUUAAGUGAGUGUUCGCAGGUCUCCUGCAGGGAAUCUCUCCAAUCCUCCCCUCCCCUUACCCUCCCGCCCCCUCGUUCCCGCCUCUUUUGUCAGAUUCGGAGAGUUCUUCAAGAAGUUUUGUUGGUGCCUGUCUUAUUGUUGGGAUUAAUCGGGAUCUACGUGAUCUGCAGGUACAUCCGGGGGCUAAUUAAGACCUUCACAAUGGAGGAAUCUUCUAGUCAUGCUGCAAGCUCGUCGGGAAGUGAAACAUCUGAUGGACAAAAUGGAAAGGAUGUGCCUCAAACUGAUGGGGUAGAUAAUGCCACGGAAUCCACAGCCAAUGGUAGCACAGAACCAUUGUCCAAUGCAGAAACACAUUCUGAGAUGGAUGCAGUUCUUGAAGAAGAAAGUGAACGCUUAGAUAAAGUGAUGUCAAAAUCCCAAGAGGCACACAAAAAAGAUUACAAGCCACAGGACAUUGACAAAAAUCAUCAGUAUAAGAAACUUGUUGAAUUAUUGACUAAAAGCCAAUUUUAUACCGAGUUUCUUGUUAAAAAAUUAGAACAAGAUCCACUUAAAAGAAACAGUCCCAAAAAAGGGAGAGGAAGGAAGAAGGAUGACAAAAAUGAUCAGCCUGUGCCCCGCAAAGGAAAUCAAAGAGACACCGAGCGGGUAAUGGAAAUUGCUGCUGAUGUCAUCGCCAAUAAGAAAUCUGGAGAGGAAGAUGUUGAAGAGGGGCCAGCUGCAGAGGAUGCUGACAGUGGUAGAACAAAGACAUUGGAAAGUGGUCUUGUUGUUCCUCUUGGUCAACCAAAGCUGCUAGUUGGGGCAUGCCUCAGGGACUACCAAAUGGAAGGGCUUAACUGGUUGAGACUGUUGUUUGAAAAUGGUGUCAAUGGAAUAUUGGCUGAUGAAAUGGGUCUUGGCAAGACUAUUCAAGUAAUUGCUCUUAUUUGUCACUUAGUAGAAAAAAAUGUUCGUGGUCCUUUCCUGGUCAUAGGACCUCUCUCAACCCUACCUAAUUGGGCAAUUGAGUUUGAACGAUUUGCACCACAGAUUCCUUUUAUUUUGUAUUAUGGGAAUGAAGAAAGUAGAAUUGCAUUGCGGAAGAAGAUGUCACAGAAAAAGGUGGUAGAGGGUCAUAAGGUUUACCCUGUUAUUAUCACCUCUUAUGACUAUCCUCUCAGAGAUGCCAAAUUCCUCAAUAAGACAAGCUGGAGAUACAUUAUAAUUGACGAAGGCCAUCGCUUAAAGAACCACAACAGUCUGUUAUCACGGGCACUCCGGCAGUACACAUCUGCAAAUCGUCUGCUUUUAACUGGUACACCGCUACACAACAGUUUAAGUGAGCUUUGGGCCUUGUUAAAUUUCCUUGUCCCAGAAAUAUUUGACAAUCUAGAAAUAUUUGAAUCUUGGUUCCGUAUUGAAGAUUUGUCAGAUGACAACGCCAGUGAAAAGGUUCUUGAAGAAGAGAAAAAGUCACAAAUAUUAUCCACGAUGCACAAAAUCCUUUCACCUUUCAUGUUGAGACGGGUGAAGUCUGAGGUGAAAUUAAACCUUCCCUCCAAGAAGGAGUUAGUUGUAUAUGCUCCAAUGAGUUCCAUUCAGCUAGAUUUAUAUAGAGCAGUCUUGGAUUACAAUUAUUCAAAACUGAAAGCUAUGGAUGAACAAAAAGAUGUUGAGGAAGAUGGGUCACGCCCCAAACGUUCCUGUACUCAAACUAAGAAAUAUUAUGUAUUGGAGGAUCUGUUUCAUGAUGAAGAUGCUCUUAUGAACAGUUCUGGAUCAACAAUUGAUAAUAAAACUCUGAUUGUUGAAGAUAAAGAAAACCCUAAGUAUGCAAUCCGAGUAAAAAUGCAGAAUUCCUCUAUGAUGUUGCGCAAAAUAGUCAACCACCCAUAUUUGAUUCAGUAUCCUUUGGAACAAGGCACAGAGUAUGCUCGUAUUGAUGAAGAUCUAGUGAAAGCAUCUGGCAAGUUGCAGGUUCUGGAUGCUAUGUUAACUAAAUUGAAGGAAAGAGGGCAUAAGGUUCUAUUGUUUAGCACAUUCACAUCACUUAUUGAAAUCCUAGAAGACUAUUUAUCUCUUCGCUCGUUCCCCUAUGUUCGACUUGAUGGCAAUACCAAGUUGGAAGAUCGCCAAGCUUACAUCAAGCAGUACAACAAUGAUCCUGAUAUGUUCCUAUUUUUAAUAUCUACCCGUGCCGGUGGUCUUGGUAUCAAUUUAGCUGCAGCAGACACUGUCAUCAUAUUUGAUAGUGAUUGGAACCCUCAGGUUGACCUGCAGGCUCAAGACCGUUGUCACAGGAUAGGCCAAACCCGUCCUGUUGUUGUUUACCGGUUUGUAACUGCUGGAACUGUUGAUGAACGAAUAUUUGUUAGAGCAGCAGCAAAGCGCAAACUUGAGAAAAUUAUUAUUCAUAAAGGCAAUUACAGUGCCCUUAAACCAAAAGAUGAACACUCCAUUGAUUUAGUAGAGCUACGAAAACUGCUAAACUCUCGAGAUCAUCAGCAGGUGAUUUAUCCUAAUGGUUAUGUUUUCUCUGAUAACGAACUGGACGAAUUGUUGGAUCGAUCUGACUUAAUUGAUGGAAAAGUUGAAAAUUCGUCUUCAAGUGGUUCCAAAGUUGAAGAACGGUCAUUCAAAGAAUACUAUGGGUAUACAGGAACAAAAAAAGUCAUCAAUGAUGAAGAAAUCAGUAGUAAUGUUCAAAUUGUAGAUCAAGAUAGCAAUGAUGCGCCUUGCGAGGUCACUCCUGUGAAAAGAAGCCCCAUGAAAAAGAAUGGCUCAUCUGAAACUGUUUCAGUCCAAAACCAUGAUUCAGAACUGAAUGAUCAGUCUGAAACCAAUGAUGCUGAAAGAAGUGCCCAACAGAACAAAGGCACAACCUCAGAGGGACCUGAUGAAAGUGAUAGUGGAUCACAACCAGCCAAAAGAAUCAAACUCCAGGAUGAAGCUGAAGUUGGUUCAUCUGAGUCAUCAAAAUCCAGUAUACCUCGAACAAACAGAGCAGCCAAAAAAUUAUAGAAAAAUUCUUUUCUAGUUUUAUACAUGUGCAAGUUCCUAGGUCUGGAUUGACUUUGAUGUGUAACUAUUUUUAGUUUGUAACCUCCUGUCACAACUUGUUUUAAGUUACUUGCUGAUUCUUUAUAAGUUCUUAAACAGUCUCAUUUCUACCAGUAACAUUCCUUCAAACUGCCUUGUUUCCUUCAAAUCUUCUUUCUGUCAAAACUUUAUUGUGCUCAUUUGUUACAUGGCUGUUUCGAAUUACUCAAAGUGAUUUAAGAUCCUUGUGUUUCGUUUUUUUUUUUCUUCAUUUUUAUUCUCAUUUUUUUUAUUUAAUCAACAAUAAAAGUGGAUGAGGAAACAACACAAUA